Moneuplotes crassus is the source of this 776-nucleotide messenger RNA. Lineage: Eukaryota; Ciliophora; Spirotrichea; Euplotida; Euplotidae. The record is from the annotation of a GenBank genome assembly.
AUGGAGAAAGUUAAUAUUGCAAAGUUUCAGACUUUGUUUAAAGGUAAUAAUACGAAAGGUAGAAAAAAUCUUCCUGACUACCAGAAGAAUUUAAGAAAAAUGAUCAAGGAGCCUAUGCCAGGAGAGGCUUUGUUUCCUGUUCUUGAAAGUAGUAUGCUCCAAAAAUGUUCACAACAACACAAAACUAGAAAUCCAAGAAAAAAAUUGAGGUUCAAGGUGAAGAUGAAGUAUGCUCAUGAGAGGAAUAGAUCGAGUAUUAUGGAAGCAUCCAGAAUACUUGAUUACUAUACUGAGAAGUGACAGAAAAAAGUUGUGAAAGCCUACAAACAAGCUAAAUGUUCUGGUAUCAGGAGAAGAGUCCGGCCAGCUAGGUUCAAAGUCACUCAAGAUGUCCAUACCUCGAGGAAUGUAUAUUCUCCAGUUGAGAAAAGACUAGCUCCUUCUCUAUUGAGGAGCCCGCUUACUCCAGAAAGUAUAAAGAGCGUGAAAAUGAUUGAUAGUGAGAUAAAGGAGGGAGAUUCUCGCCUCAAAAUAUUCAAACUCUACACAAACUUGAAUUGGGAAAAUUCCAGGAUCAGUAGAUGCAUGUCACCACUUAUAGCAGCCAGUGAUACAAUUUCGAAUCCUGACUUUAAGAGAAAGAUUAGGAGUAGAUGUUAGAUCUUUACAAUGAUAUCAUUUUACAUCACUGUUAGUUACACAACCAACAAGAGUUGUAAGAGAAGAUGAGAUGAGGAAAUGAGGCUACAUUUUUAUAGGCUCUUAGUCUUCUUAGA